Molecule: messenger RNA, 600 nt
Organism: Cucurbita maxima (winter squash)
Lineage: Eukaryota; Viridiplantae; Streptophyta; Magnoliopsida; Cucurbitales; Cucurbitaceae
Product: rhodanese-like domain-containing protein 15, chloroplastic
Exons: 6
Coding region: 40-591 (183 amino acids)
Source: RefSeq, a predicted model, not a curated record
UUCUUCUUCAUCUUCUUCUGCGUCCGCCGCCGCACCGCCAUGUCGCAGGCUUCCUCGCCCUCUUUAAUUACCUCCAUUUCUCUCUUUCUUCUUCCCAAUAACAAUAAUCUCACGCCAACGGGGAGGUUGUUGCCGAUAACGGAUUCUCUGCAGCGCCGCCGGAGAUACUCCGGCGUCAGCCAUGAACAUUGGAGCACCAGUCGGAAUGCUAUUCUGAGAAAGCCGGUGCAAGCCACGGCGGUUCCGACGUCGGUGCCGGUGCGUGUAGCUCUGGAGCUUCUUCAAGCAGGAUAUCGAUACUUAGACGUAAGAACGUCGGAAGAGUUCAGCGCCGGGCACGCUCCCGCCGCCAUUAACAUCCCUUACUUGCACAGAGUCGGAUCGGAGAUGACGAGGAAUCCACAUUUCUUAGCGGAAGUGGCGAUUCAUUUCAGAGAAGAUGAUGAAAUCAUCGUUGGAUGCCGAAGGGGGAAGCAGUCUCUUAUGGCUGCCGCCGAUCUUCUUGCCUCUGGAUAUAGGUAUGUAACGGAUAUAUCAGGUGGAUAUGAAGCUUGGUCUCGCAAUGGACUUCCCAUGGGAAGUUCUAAAUAAUCACCAAAA